AUGUCGGGCAAAGAAAAACACGAGUCUAGGUCAUGGCUCAACGUCCUGAUCGUCAUUUUUGUGACACUUGGAUCCUUCUCCUAUGGUUAUUCAGCAUCUAUCAUUGCGUCCACACUCGGCCAACCGCGUUUCCUCGAGUACUUUGGACUUGUGGUCUCAAAGAAUCCCAAUGCCAAUGCACUACUCGGGGCCACAAACGGCCUUUUUCAGACCGGAGGAGUCUUCGGAGCUCUACUGGUCGGUCCUCUUGCUGACCGAUUUUCACGACGUGGAGCCAUCGUCAUUGCGUCUUCAAUCCUCUGCAUUGGCGGCGCUCUCCAAGCAGCUAGUCAGAACAUUAGCAUGUUUCUUGUCGUUCGCACUUUUACGGGGAUCGGGGUCGGCUUGAUUGUUGGUGCUGCUCCAUUAUAUCAGAGUGAGGUCUCUCCACCAGGGUCUCGGGGCUUACUAGUCGGAUUGCAUGGUGUUCUCAUUGGCACUGGCUACGCUAUAGCCGGGUGGGUGGGCUAUGCAUGCUAUCCGCUGGAGGGAGACAUUCAGUGGAGACUCCCACUUGCGCUGCAAGUUGUGUCACCCGGAAUUCUCGUCCUCGGUACCUAUUUUAUGCCUGAGUCUCCGAGAUGGCUGCUGCAGAAGGCUCGUGGCCAGGAGGCACUUGCAGUCUUGCGCCAAAUCCAUCACGAUGCGAAAGAUCCUGAGGGCCAUUUUGCCGAGCGGGAAUAUCACGUCAUGAGGGAGCAGUUCCAAUUGGAACACAACACAGAUACCUCAGCUUUCUGGGAACUCUUGUCCAAGCGGCAUAACUUGAAGAAGGUAGCUCUCGGAUUCCUGGUCAUGUUUGGCGCCCAAAGCACGGGUACUUUGGUCAUCAACAAUUACGGUGUGACUCUGUAUUCCAAUAUUGGUUACACCGGCCGUACUGCCAUUGCCUUAACGGCAGGUUGGGUGACUGUUUCAAUUGCUGGCAAUGCGUUUACAUCUCUAUUUGUAGAUAAGAUUGGCCGGGUUCGUCUGUUGAUCAUUGGAUUUACUGGCAUUGUCUGUGUCCUUAUUGGCGAGAUGAUUUGCCUUGCUCUUCUCGAAACUCGCCAAAGCUUUGGUCUAUCUGUGGCGGCCAUCUUUUUCCUCUUCGGCCACAUCGUCUUUUUCUCGUCUUGCAUUGACGCCACGACUUAUAUCUACGCGUCGGAGAUUUUCCCAACUCAUCUUCGCGCCAGUGGUCUCAGCUUGUCGCUCACAGGUCUUUUCCUUGCGAGUCUGACCUUUACCCAGGCCGCCACGUCAGCACUCGCUGCUAUUCAUUGGAAGUACUACAUCGUCUUCACAGUGCUGUCCGCAUUGAUGGUAGGCAUAUUCUACUUCUACUUUCCGGAGACCAAAGGCCUUGCUCUCGAAGAGGUCUCAAAGUUGUUCGGAGAUCCCGUUGCUGUGGAAAUCUCAAAUAUGACAGAGGAGGAGGGACAUGCGAUUGAAAAACUCGUGAGAAGCCUCAGUGGGUCCCAGGCAGCCGGAGGAACCGGGAGAGAUGUCAUCGCUGCCGCAGUUGAGAACCGCGACGAGCCCGCAGAGAAACACAAUGUCGUCUCCAGCCAUAAGGAGACGGUGUGA
This is a messenger RNA of Exophiala bonariae, 1608 nucleotides long. RefSeq lists its product as uncharacterized. Bases 1 to 1608 code for a protein of 535 amino acids. The record is from RefSeq and is a predicted model, not a curated record. Gene Ontology annotation, biological process: transmembrane transport; carbohydrate transport. Gene Ontology annotation, cellular component: membrane. NCBI's taxonomy places the organism in Eukaryota, Fungi, Ascomycota, Eurotiomycetes, Chaetothyriales, Herpotrichiellaceae. The transcript is spliced from 7 exons. Gene Ontology annotation, molecular function: carbohydrate:proton symporter activity.